GGAUGGCUAGCAGGAAGGCUGGGACUCGGAGCAAGGCCGCGGCCACCAAGCAGGCCCAAAGGGGCUCUUCAAAUGUCUUUUCCAUGUUUGAACAAGCCCAGAUCCAGGAGUUCAAGGAAGCCUUCAGCUGUAUCGACCAGAACCGGGAUGGCAUCAUCUGCAAGUCAGACCUGAAGGAGACCUACUCCCAGCUUGGGAAGGUGAGUGUCCCGGAUGAGGAGCUAGAUGCCAUGCUGCAGGAAGGGAAGGGCCCCAUCAACUUCACCGUCUUCCUCACACUCUUUGGGGAAAAGCUCAAUGGCACAGACCCUGAAGAAGCCAUCCUGAGUGCCUUCCGCAUGUUCGACCCCAGCGGCCAAGGGGUGGUGAACAAGGAUGAGUUCAAGCAGCUUCUCCUAACCCAGGCAGACAAGUUCUCUCCAGCCGAGGUGGAGCAGAUGUUUGCCCUGACCCCUAUGGACCCAGCUGGCAACAUUGACUACAAAUCCCUGUGCUACAUCAUCACUCAUGGGGAUGAGAAAGAAGAGUAGUGGGCAGGAAGGGGAAACCUCAAUAAAUUCUGCUGCCAAAUUAGAACUG
This is a messenger RNA of Dipodomys ordii (Ord's kangaroo rat), 579 nucleotides long. RefSeq names its product myosin, light chain 7, regulatory (gene Myl7). Gene Ontology annotation, cellular component: cytoplasm; myofibril. NCBI's taxonomy places the organism in Eukaryota, Metazoa, Chordata, Mammalia, Rodentia, Heteromyidae. The transcript has 7 exons. Gene Ontology annotation, molecular function: calcium ion binding. Gene Ontology annotation, biological process: cardiac muscle tissue development; heart contraction. The record is from RefSeq and is a predicted model, not a curated record. The coding region runs from base 3 to 530 and encodes 175 amino acids.